AUGCCAGGUAACACCAAGCGCAUCUUGAACGUUGUUACCAACGUCGGGCAUUACAGCGACCAAUCCCACCCGACUGGCUUGUGGUUGUCCGAGCUCACGCACGCCUGGCACGUCUUUGAGGAGCAUGGAUUUGAGCAGACUAUCGUCAGCCCAGCUGGGGGUCUCUCUCCCCUGGAGCCGCGGUCCCUGAAAUUCCCCAACUACGACAAGACCGCGAAAGCGUGGCGGGCCGAUCCGGCACGGAUGGCACUGCUCGAGAACACUGCCAGACCCGACCAGAUCAACUCAGCCGACUUUGACGCUAUCUACUUCACCGGCGGACAUGGGGUGAUGUACGACUUUCUCGAAUGCGAGGGCCUGCAGCGGAUCACCCGGGAGAUCUUCGAACGGGGUGGUAUCGUCUCCUCGGUCUGUCAUGGCUACUGUGGCCUGCUCAACACCAAACUCUCUGACGGCUCGUACCUGAUCGCCGAACGCAAUAUGACCGGGUUCACCUGGCAGGAGGAAGUGCUUGCCUGUGUAGACAAGCUUGUGCCCUACAACGCCGAAGAAGAGGCGAAGAAGCGCGGCCCUCACUACAAAAAGGCCAAGCUGCCGUUUGUUUCCUACACUGUGGUCGACGGCAACCUGGUAACUGGACAGAACCCAAGGUCGGCGAAGGACACCGCGAGGAAGGUUGUCGCCGCCCUUGGUCAGUGA
Molecule: messenger RNA, 699 nt
Organism: Monascus purpureus
Lineage: Eukaryota; Fungi; Ascomycota; Eurotiomycetes; Eurotiales; Aspergillaceae
Source: the annotation of a GenBank genome assembly